This is a messenger RNA of Salvelinus fontinalis (brook trout), 2749 nucleotides long. RefSeq names its product extracellular calcium-sensing receptor-like. Gene Ontology annotation, biological process: G protein-coupled receptor signaling pathway. Gene Ontology annotation, cellular component: membrane. The record is from RefSeq and is a predicted model, not a curated record. NCBI's taxonomy places the organism in Eukaryota, Metazoa, Chordata, Actinopteri, Salmoniformes, Salmonidae. Gene Ontology annotation, molecular function: G protein-coupled receptor activity. Bases 1 to 2568 code for a protein of 855 amino acids. The transcript has 6 exons.
AUGUCUCUUCUUCUGUGGUGGUCCCUAUACUACCCUGUCUCUAUUUCCCCUCUGACAGAAGCCACCUCUACCCAGCCAGUCUGCUCCCCGCAGGGGGCCUUUGAGCUGCCUGGGUUUUCAGCCCAGGGUGACUUCAUGAUGGGGGGGAUCUUUCCCCUUCACUACCGGGUGGAGCUGCCUGGCAUGGACUACACCCACCAGCCCCUGGCAGCACUGUGUCAAGGGUUUGACCCGAGGGCUUUCCGCUGGGCUCAGACCAUGAGGCUGGCAGUGGAGGAAAUCAACCAGAGUGAGCAGCUGCUGCCCAACCACACGCUGGGCUACAAGAUCUUUGACUCGUGUGCCACGCCAGUCACGGCUCUGAGAGCAGUGUUGGCGAUGCUGAAUGGACAGGGUGAAGAACAGAGCCCUAUGUGUUCUGGUGCCAGCCCGUUAAUAGCCGUGGUAGGGGAGUCUGGCUCCUCACAGUCCAUUGUUUUGUCCAGAACUCUGCAGCCCUUCAGAAUCCCCAUGAUCAGCUAUUUCUCCACCUGCUCGUGCCUGAGUGACAGGAAAGAAUACCCGACGUUCUUCAGAGUGGUUCCAAAUGACGACUACCAGGUGAAGGCAAUCGCCAGUCUGCUUCAGCGUUUCGGCUGGAAGUGGAUUGGUGUGAUCCGCGAGGACCACGACUACGGCCACUUCGCCCUGCAGGGCCUGAAGAGGGAGAUCCAGAACACAGAUGUCUGUCUGGCCUAUGAUGAGAUGAUCCCUAAAGACUACAGCAGAGAGAGGGUCCUGCAGAUCCUGGAGGUGAUGAGGCACUCCACAGCGCGGGUGGUGAUAGUCUUCUCUGGGGAGGGAGAAUUAUACCCUUUCCUCAAGGAGUUUGUCAAGCAGAACAUCACUGGUACCCAGUGGGUGGCCAGUGAGGCCUGGGUCACUGCCAAUGUGCUGGCAGAGACUUAUCCAUUCCUGGAUGGGACUAUUGGCUUCGCCAUCCGCUCAGGGAAAGUCCCAGGGCUCAGGGACUACCUGCAGACGGUGAACCCCCGCAGGUACCCCUCUAACCCCCUGGUGCAGAAGCUGUGGGAGGCUCUGUACGGCUGCUCUCCCUCUCUGUCCCACUCCAGCCCCCUGAUGCCCCCCUGCUCAGGGCAGGAGACUCUUCUGGAGCAGCACUCAGCCUACAUGAACACCUCCAGCCCCAGAGUGGCCUAUAAUGUGUACAAGGCUGUGUACGCCAUCGCUCACUCACUGCACAACCUCCUCCACUGCCCGGCUGGGGCAGGACCCUUCCACAACCGCUCCUGCGCUCACAGCACCAACGUUCACCCCUGGCAGCUCCAGCAAUAUCUCCAGGAUGUGUCCUUCAACGUAUCUGGAGAAAAUAUGAACUUUGACCAGAAAGGGGAUGCCAUCCCAUCCUAUGACCUCAUCAACUGGCAGAGGGGGCCAAACGGAGGUCCCCGCUUUGUCACAGUGGGGCUGUAUGAUGGCUCAAAGGACUCUGGGAAGGAGCUGGCAAUCCAGCAAGAGAAGAUAGUGUGGGCGAGGCAUCACAGCAAGCUGGUGGUCUCCGUGUGCAGUGCCAGCUGUGCUCCAGGAUCCAGGAAGGCUGUCCGUCGUGGGGAACCUCUGUGCUGCUUUGACUGUGUACCAUGUGACAGCGGCAAGAUUAGUUAUCAGACAGAUUCUAUAGACUGCAAAGAAUGUCCCGAGGACUUCUGGUCAAACACUGAUGGAACAAUGUGCAUCCCCAAAGUGGUGGAGUUCCUUUCCCAUGAUGCAAUGGGGAUAGCCCUGACUGUGAUCGCUGUAGUGGGCGCCUGUCUGACCGUGUCUGUCCUGGCAGUCUUCCUCCAUCACAGGACCACUCCCAUCGUCCGCGUCAACAACUCUGAGCUGAGUUUCUUUAUCCUUCUCUCCCUGAUUCUGUGCUUCCUGUGUGCACUGAUGUUCAUCGGGGAGCCCACCUCCUGGUCCUGCAUGCUGCGCCACACUGCCUUCAGCAUCACCUUCUCCCUCUGCAUCUCCUGCAUCCUGGGCAAGACUCUGGUGGUCCUGGCAGCCUUCACUGCCGCCAGGCCUGGGAACAACAUUAUGAAGUGGCUGGGUCCCAAACAGCAGAGGGUCAUCAUAUUCUCCUGCACCCUGGUUCAGGUGCUGAUCUGUGCUGCCUGGCUCAUGGCUGCCCCUCCCUACCCCUCCAGAAAUAUCCAGGACCAACGCUCUAAAAUCAUUCUGGAGUGCAGUGUGGGCUCCCAACUGGCCUUCUGGUGUGUUCUGGGAUACAUCGGCCUCUUGGCCUGUCUGUGCUUCAUCCUGGCAUUUCUGGCCCGGAAACUGCCAGGCAACUUUAAUGAGGCCAAGUUCAUCACCUUCAGCAUGCUGAUCUUCUGUGCCGUGUGGAUCUCCUUCAUCCCUGCCUACGUCAGCUCUCCUGGGAAGUACACAGUAGCUGUAGAGAUCUUUGCCAUCCUGGCCUCCAGCUUUGGGCUGCUAUUCUGUCUGUUUGCUCCAAAGUGUUACAUCAUCCUCCUGAAGCCAGAUAAGAACACUAAACAACAUCUCAUGGGGAGGAAAUAAAAAUGCAUAGAUUAAUGAGGACAAAUUUAUUUGUCAUAGUUCUCAGUUUACUUUUGAUCUACUGUAAACCCAUAAAUGAAAUAGAUGUUUAUAGUGUCUUCGGGACAUUUUUGUGGAAUGUGGCAAGCUAAAAAUUAUAUAUUUUUUGGUUGAAUUACUGUACCAUUUUCCUGAUCAAAGA